AUGUGGCCAAGGUGUUUGGCUGCCGCAUUACCUCUACUAUGGCUGAUAUUCAAUGGGAUACUACUCUAUGCGGAGGGUUUCAAGGUGAGAGUUGGGCAUAUUGGAGCAAUUGGAGUGAUGCCCAAGGCCGAUGACAUCUUGGCCAUGUGUAGAUCUGAGCUGUGGAGAGAAGGAAUUCUGAAUAAAAACUUUGAUAUCGAGUAAGAAAAGAGAAAAUAAAAAGUAUUUUAUAGAAUAUUAUCUCAAAUGGGGUGUGGAGAGUCGUACGAAGGAGUUGCUGUGGCUGCAGACAUGUAUCAUCAACAAAAUGUAAAAGUUUUUGUGGGUCCUUACUGUAAUGCAGGUAAGGGAAUUAAAAGUUUCUACUAUUGGAAUAGAAAUGGAUGCUGUAAGCAAAAUGUCUGCAUUCUGGAACAUCCCAAUCAUAGGAUACAUGGCUUCGAGCACCGCAUUCGCCGACAAGACCAUCUAUAAGACCAUGGCAAGAGUAUCGUUGAGGACAAUCAACUCGCUAGCACAGGCUACAUAUACCGUACUCAAACACUACGACUGGCACAAGGUACCGAGCAAUAAACAAGUGAGGAAAUUAAUCUUGUAGGUAGCAAUAGUCACAAAUGGAGGAGCGGUUGCCUUUGAGAGAGUCGCCGCUUUCGAGAAUGUCUUCCACAAGAAUAAUAUCAGAGUGCUCAGGAAAUUCAUGCUGGAAGAGAACUCAAACUCGAAACAGAUCAUUGCGUCUGGAGUUAUGGAUGAUAUCAAGGUUGCAGCUAGAGGUAAUAAAAGCAUCCACUCUUAUAUAACACAUCUACAGUAAUCAUUUGCAUCUUCUCGGCGACUCGCGAUAUGACAAAGGAAUUCAUGCAAGCCGCUAAAGAGAGCGCUCUUAAAACCAACGAAUUUGUAUUCAUUAUGCCCUGGCUUCAGGCCGAAGCAAAGGAUUUGUCGCCGUGGAUUACACCGGAAGGACAGACGUUACAAAAUGUGAAAGAUACAUUCGACAACACCAUCAUCGUAUGUGUAAUAACAAAAUGAAUUACACUUGUUCAGAUUGAUGAUGUCAAUGGAUUCGACAAUGCCUUACUGACUCCGUUCAAGGAACGAAUCGAAGCCAACGGACUAAACAUUAAUGAUUUGAAUUUGGUAAGCAACGAUAAAAUUCUAAAUCCACCGUUCAGCAAAAUGUAUACGGUUACAUUCAUCUCUACGACUCGCUUAAACUUUAUGCGCUUGCCGCAACAAAGGCAAUAAACGAGACAGAAGAUGUGAAAGUUACAACCAACGGUACUUACAUCUGGAAUACGAUGAGAAGGAUGACCUUCCCGGGCCUGGUAAGUGCCGAAGGGAUCUCUUCAGGCACCGUAAUCAUGGAUGAUCUGGCCGAAAGAGCUGCUGUCUAUGGAGGUAAUAGUCUUAUAAUUAUCUGGCUACAUAGUAUCUUCAGCAUUCUUUGUUAGCGCGAGACAAGAGAUCCCGAUGAGAAUGAUCGAGAUGAAUCCAUUGCUUAUUCAAAAUUGUGACGGUUUGAAAACGAAAACAGGAUGUAUGGAUCUGGUAAAUGUUAUUAAGAGAUCACAAUUACGUUCUGCAGAAAGUAAAAGAUCUAGCCACUGGAUUCUGGCCUUCUAUCGACGGGAAAAUGCCCCCAGACGAGCCUGUUUGUGGAUUCAGAAACGAGAAGUGCGACUAUACCCUGACGAUAAUCAUCGGCGCUUUGGCCUUGCUACUUAUUGUAGCAAUGUUCUGCAUGUUUAUUGUUUUCCGUGUUCUGUAAGAGAAGUCACCACAGGAUCCUAGAGAAAAUAUUUUCAGGGAAAACAAUUCCUUAUCCAAGAAUUCUUGGCGCAUCUUCCGUGAUGAUAUGAGAAUCGUAUCCACCGAGGAGAUGAAGUCGAUGGUACCGUCUAUGAGCUCUAUUAAGAAUAAAUGAUUUCAGCUUUCCAUAGGGAGUUCCAAGACAAAAUUGAGCAAUAUGAAUAGAUUCGCGAAGCACCAUGCCAUCGUCGGGACCAACACCCACGCCUCUUUCCAUGUGUACCCACAAAAAAGACCUAUACAAUUCUGCAGAGAAGAUCUCCAGCUUCUGACUAGUCUAAAGUUGGCUGUUCAUGAUAAUCUGAAUCCAUUUCUGGGCAUGUCUUUCAAUGAGAAGGAGGAGAUGCUCAUUCUAUGGAAGUUUUGUUCUCGGGGUACCGUACAAGAUAUAAUCUACAAUGAGGAAGUCGCCUUGGAUGAGAAGUUCCAUGCCGCGUUCGUUAGAGACAUCACUCUGGUAACCCUUCACACAGUACAUUAUAGUCCUUACAGGGUCUUGAAUAUCUUCAUCUCUCAGCCAUUGGAUACCACGGUUCUCUGACACCCUGGUCCUGCCUAAUUGAUCGAAACUGGAUGGUAAAGUUAACUGAUUACGGGGUUGCCAAUCCAAUCGAAAGAUGGGAAAAACAAGGAUCAAUAACUAAGGAGGAACUUAAGGAUGGAGAAGAACGAAGUGGCGCUCUGCAAGCAACUAGUAAGACCAAAUUAAACGAACCUAUAAUUUCAGACGACCUUUACCGUGCUCCUGAGAUGCUUCAGGUAGCUGAAGUCAACAAGCGAAGAGGAAUGGAACAGGCCUGGAAGAAACAAACGGCCAAUCGGCUACAAGCUGGAGAUGUUUAUGCCUUCGGAAUGGUCAUGUACGAGAUUUUAUUCCGAUCUCUGCCAUUCCCCGAGAACACAAACGUCUCCGAACUAUGUGAAUAUGUUAAAGAUGGAUCCAAAACAUUAAAACCAUCCAUCCAGGACAAGACCAAAGUCCAUCCAGAUCUUGCAUCAUUACUUCAGGAUUGUUGGAGUACCAAUCCCGAGAUCAGACCAAGCAUCAGAAGGGUCCGAUUGAACACAGAAAACUACUUGAAAGUGUAAGGAUAUUGCAAUAACCAGUGAUACCUAUACGAAACAUUACAGAAAAGGAAGUUUGGUGGAUCAGAUGAUGAGAAUGAUGGAACAAUAUGCAAAUAAUCUGGAAAAACUGGUGCAAGAGAGGACUGGAAUGCUUGAAGAGGCCAAUCAACGUGCCGAUAAACUUCUCAGUCAACUACUACCCGGGUAAACAUCCCAUACAUUUCUUACAAACACUUGCAGUUACGUGGCUAAUGAGCUAAAGAUGGGUCGGGCCGUCCCCCCGAAGACUUUCCGUCAAGCCAGUGUCUUCUUCAGUGAUAUUGUUGGUUUCACAACGCUGUGUUCCAACUCGACUCCACUGGAAGUGGUCACAAUGUUGAACAGUGUUUAUACUGGAUUUGAUGAUAUUAUCGCAAAAAAUAAGGUCUAUAAGGUGGAGACAAUCGGAGAUGCCUACAUGGUGGUGAGUGGGAUCCCUCAAGAGAAUGGCACAAGACAUUUGAUGAGUCUAAGUGACGUCUCCUUGGACAUAAUGCAAUAUCUUCGAGAUUUCGUGAUUCCCCAUCGAAAAGACAAACGAAUUGUCAUCAGAAUUGGGCUUCAUACCGGCCAAGUUGCCGCCGGUGUUGUUGGACUAACGGCUCCGAGAUAUUGUCUAUUUGGGGAUACUGUAAGAUAAGGGGAAUUUAUAACUACUCAUUUCCAUAGGUAAAUACAGCAUCUCGAAUGGAAUCUACUGGAUCUCCAGGUCGAAUUCAAGUCAGUGACGCCUUCAAAACAGGUCUUGAUCAAUAUUAUCCCGAAUUUGAGACCAUUCAGCGGGGCGAAGUCGAGAUAAAGGUACGAAAUAUCCAAUAAUAAAAGAAGACAUACCUUCAGGGCAAAGGGAAGAUGACAACUUAUUGGUUGGAGGGGAAGAGAAACCAAGAUACCGUUUCCCAGUACCUCUCCGUCAAUCAACAAAAAACCGAAUUGGGCAUCUGA
Bursaphelenchus xylophilus (pine wood nematode) is the source of this 3864-nucleotide messenger RNA. The record is from the annotation of a GenBank genome assembly. Lineage: Eukaryota; Metazoa; Nematoda; Chromadorea; Rhabditida; Aphelenchoididae.